AUGUCUGUUAUGUCUGCCAACAACAGCGCCAAGCGGCCCAUGGGCCAUGCCGAUGGAGUGGAAGGCCCUGCAAAGCGCAUUACUCGAGCAGCCACCACCGCAUCGCCAGCCGCGGCCUCAGCCUCAGCUCCGGAAGACCUGCUCAACAAGGGCAAGAUCAUCGCGAUGUACAACCAUAAGGGUGGUGUUGGGAAGACCUCCAUGACCGCGAGCCUGGGAUGGGCGCUGGCCGACAGCGGAAAGAAGGUUCUCCUUGUGGACGCCGAUCCGCAGUGCAACUUGACCGGCUUUCUGGUUGACCCGGGCUUUGAGUUUCUCCUCGAGCAUUACGAUGGAGAUGAACGGAUCGAUGAUCCCAUGCAUGCCUUUUACCACCAGGAGAGCACGCGCCGAUGCAAUUUAGCUGCUGCUUGCUCCCCACUUCUUGGGAGCGCGCAACAGCAACAACACUUUGGCUUGAAUGAGCGCGUCCAGACGCAGCUCUGCACGGAUGUGUUUCAAGUCUGCAAGCGCAAUCAGUUUGUGCAAAAUGAAGAAUGGCGAACUAAGCUGCCUGACGUUCCGGAGAAGCUCUUUCUGCUCGGUGGGCAUCCGGACACGCACAACUUUGAGCUGAAGAUUUCCACUGCCAUUGGCAGCCGCGAGGCGGUUUCUGCGGCCGACAACAUUGUUGGGUGCUUUGCUGGCCUGCUGCGCCAGAUCCAGCGUGCCCAGGGAGAAGAACCAUUCGAUUUCAUCAUCCUUGAUCUGAGCCCGAGCCGAUCGAUCGUCAACGAGCUGUUGGUUACCCUUGCCAAUUACUUGAUUGUGCCGUGCAGCCCGGACUUCUACAGCAACCUGGCCAUUGCGCAUCUGGGCGAAUUCUUGCCCAGGUGGUGCCAAUCGAGCAUUGCGCGGGCAAGCCGAGAUGAUGCGCACCAAGAUUUCAAAUUGCCACCGCGCAUGCCAAUCGUGCUCGGUCUGACAUUCAGCAUGUACCGCCUCGCUGCUAGCUCAAAGAAGACCCCGGAAACUGCUGACUUUAGGCCCGUGAAGGCCGCUUGGAAGUGGUUUCAACAUGUGCAAAGCAACUUCACCAUCAAGGUAGCCCCAAAGCUUGAGAAGUACUGCCUCGUCUCCGGGCUUGUGUCCAGGGGUGAGGAGGACAACGUGGAAUUGGCUUCCGUACCCUUCCUCAACUCUGCUGCCAACCUGGCCAACUUGAUUCACGUUCCCGGCUAUGCUUUGACUGGUGCACACGCCUCAAUGGCCGGUGCCGCUCAGACAGUGAUAUCAACUCGUGCGAUGGCGGCAGCUCGACGCGCCAUUGAACGCCUGAAGUGCCGUCUUCUAGCCUCAAAUGUGGUAGCGGAUGAAGAUGACAUCCGCGAUCGCCAGAAUGACCUGAUUACGAUGAUGCAGAAGUAUCCUGAUGAGACUGUGAAGGAGUACAUUAGGAAGUCACCGGGAGAUCGGAAGAAAUUCAUCUGCGUUCUCGAGGAGAUCCGGAAGACGGCAGGGAACUGA
Monosiga brevicollis MX1 is the source of this 1506-nucleotide messenger RNA. RefSeq lists its product as uncharacterized. The transcript has a single exon. Bases 1 to 1506 code for a protein of 501 amino acids. The record is from RefSeq and is a predicted model, not a curated record. Lineage: Eukaryota; Choanoflagellata; Craspedida; Salpingoecidae.